Aureobasidium vineae is the source of this 534-nucleotide messenger RNA. Lineage: Eukaryota; Fungi; Ascomycota; Dothideomycetes; Dothideales; Saccotheciaceae. The record is from the annotation of a GenBank genome assembly.
AUGGAUCAAGCAAAGCUCCAACGUCUCCAAAAUGCCGUGCGCAUCGCGGAAAGNGGUACUCCCAGAAGAAAGGUCAAGAAGGUCAACAGAUCCGGUGGUGGUGACGACAAGAAGCUCCAGGCCGCUCUCAAGAAGAUGAACGUCCAGCCCAUUCCUGCCAUUGAGGAGGUCAACAUGUUCAAGUCGGACGGUAACGUCAUCCACUUCGCUGCCCCCAAGGGUGAGUUGCUGCACCCGUCCGCCUCUAGAAGCCUGUCCCAAAUGCUGACACGUGCCCACCAUNNAGUCCACGCUGCCAUCCCCUCCAACACCUUCGCCAUCUACGGCAACGGCGAGGACAAGGAGCUGACCGAGCUCGUCCCCGGCAUUCUUAACCAGCUUGGCCCCGACUCGCUCGCUUCCCUCCGCAAGCUCGCCGAGAGCUACCAGAGCAUGCAGAAGGGUGUCGAGGGUGAGGACAAGAAGGAGGACGAUGAUGACAUCCCCGACCUCGUCGAGGGUGAGAACUUCGAGGGUAAGGCCGACGUCGAGUAA